CACCUCGUGUUUGACUGACAAAUGUGUGUUUCCAUCUCUGCAGGCGAGAGGAAGGACGAGGUUCAGGGAAACAUUCGGCUGCUGACGACUGACGAGCAGGUCCUGGCUUUAGUUCUGACUCCUGGUGCCACCAUGUGUCCUGUGCUGCCCCUGCUGCUGCUGCUGGCAGCACUGAACUCAGAAUCCACGGCCUCUCUACCUGAAGACAGCACUGGUCUGAAGUUCAUUGUUGUUUUCCCAGAGAACAUCGCCUACUAUCAUCCUGAUCAGCCCCAAAACAAGGCCCAAAUCACUGCCUUGCAUGAUAACACAGUGUUCACCAUCACACCAUAUAAUACAAAUAGCUAUAGCAAAACACUGAGUGCAGGAGAGACUCACGAAGUCAAACUUGAUGCAGAACAGGACCAAAGCAAAUCCAUCAAAACUCUCAAAAUUGUCAGCACUAAGAAAAUCACCGUCCAUGCCAUCAACCAAAAAAACAACAGCGUGCAAACCGCUCUGGUCAUGCCUAUUGACAAACUGGGCACAGAGUACUUCAUCCCACCGGUGCCCAAGAUCCAAGGAACCACUGACCCUCUGGACAUGGUCACGACAGAUGUAACCGAAAGAAGCCCAUUCAAACUCAUUAUCGUCAGUGCUGACAAACAUAGCGAGGUGACUGUUGAAGGCGCAGGGACCAAUAAUGUUUCGCUUCAGCCCUACGAGAUCGCUCAGAUCUGGGUUAAAAACGAGGAGGCAUUGCGAGUCGUGAAAGCCAACCAACCGGUGGCGGUCCUCUUCGGUCACACUUGCGCCAUCCGGCACAACUGCACCUGCGGGCUGCUGUACGCGAUGCUGCCGCCAGCCAAAGAAGAGAAGCUGAAGUUCUACAUUCCUCCAAUUCUGGCCAAGGAUGCUGAAGAUCAAACCUUUUUACUUCUGUCAGAGAAAGACUCCACCAUAGGAAAGGCCUUCGAUCCGGACUCGCCGCUGGUUGAGAGUGCUGGCACAGUCAUCCUCUACCGUCCAGGCUUACUCCUCACUCUGAUACCAGAGACGGACUUCGCCGCCUGUUCUGUAAUCAACUCCAUCCCCAACGUGCAGAACUUCGCCGUGAUUGUGGUCCACAAAGAUCUCACUGAUGGGGUUCGUGUUAAAAGUCGUCCUUUGGCGAGUCCUGUGUGGCAGGAGCUGAAAGGGACAGAGUAUGUCUCGACAAAUGUUCUUCUGGAAUCGGGUAAGAACGUUAUCUGGCACGCUUCCUCCAAAAUGGCUGUCUACUUUAUGGGAAAGACUGGAAAUGCUCUGUUUGGGAACCCAGCACCCAUCAUCAGUAAAACCCCAGAUUUCAGGGGUUGCGCCUUGUCUCCAGAGAUCGUAAAAAUCGGAGAAGUGGCAGACGGCUGGCGAGAAUCCGUGAAGUACUGCAGAGACAAGGAAAUGGAGCUGGUCAGCUUCCCCAAUGCCCAGCUCCAGAGACACAUCUACGACAAAAUCAUCCAGGCCAAGAAUGACACCCUGCAGGAAGUGUGGAUCGGCAUGCGUCGGAGCGCCCAAACUGGGGAGUGGUACUGGCUGAACAAGGAUCCGGUCAAUGACACCAACUGGAAGGAGGGGGAGCCUGGCACGGUGCACGACGGCCAGUGUGCCAUCAUGAGUCUGAAAAGCAGCGAGGACUUUGGCUGGGGUGACGAGGACUGCUGCAAGGCCGCCCAUCCCGUCUGCUACAGCAGGCUCGUCCUCCUACCCAUGUAGUGGGACGAUCCAUGUCUGACCUUAUCCGUAACCAUACUGUAGUUGCCAUGCCCAGUUUAGAUUAAAAUCUACAAUGGGAUUUAAAUCUGAAAAAUGUUGUGAAAAAGCCCAGAGGAUGUUCGGGAGUUUCGUGUAAUUUGAUGGGGUUUGUCCGUGUACUCAUUCCUGAAAAAUGUAGCGCCAGGUUUAAGGUCCCGGUCACACCAGAAACUUGGUCAUGUGAUAUUUCAUUGACCAGAAGAAUUACUUAAAAACUGUAUCAAUAGGGCUGGGCAUCGUACAGCAGCACUUUACCUGAGUUCAGGUACUUUUACCAACACAAAGCUCUUUUCGACCUUCACUGGGUACGUACAAUUUUGGUUUUAAAAACUCCUUAAAAUUAAGCCAAAUUCUUCAAGUUUAGAGCCUGACUGAUUCUGAAGUUUUGAAGCCAAUACUAAUAUUUGACUUUGACUUUUUUUUUUUUAAAUCCACUGGUUAUUUUAUUUAUUAAUUUAUUUUACCAUAAAUAAAUAAUAUAAACAGGCAUUUUUGAUGGGAAGAUAUGUACCCAGUGGAACAUUUUACAACAGAAAAAUAAACCGACCGGCUGAUUUAUCAGUUUUAGCACAAACAGAUGUACUAAAUGUUACUGCUGAUGAAUGGGACCUAAAAUUACACUAAAACUGGAAAUAUACUCAAAGUUAAAGUUGAUUUGUUUUGUGCAGGAACAAUGAUUUGCAACCGAUGUACAACUGACUUCCAGCCUUAUGUUAUUAAUCUGUUUUAACCACGUAAAAUCUUUUAUUCAUCACCCUCCCACAUGUUUAAUGGUGUCUUGCUGUUUUUUGAGAGUUGUGUUUUCUCCCACUGCAUUUUGAAAUCUCAUGUCAUUCAACGAACAGUCGCCGAGGCUCAUUGAGCGUACGAGAAUUUAUCGCUCGCAUCUGAAAGAUGUUGAACAGACUUGAUGAACUUUAGGAGGCUUUUAGAUACACUUAUCAAGAAAACAACAUAAGCCUGUAAUCACCUCCACCAAUCCCAAAUAAUGUUUUUUUUAAUUAAACGCUGUCUUGCCAGUUCAGAGAAACAGCUAAAUGUAGCUUUAGCUAAGGCUAGCUGUGGCUAUGUCAUGUGCUAGCUUAUCUUUAAGGGAAAAUUAUGCUUUUUUUUUUGUUUUUUGUGCAUGUCCACUCAGGGUUGAUAGUAAAUGUAGUAAAUUUAAGCAAUAAAUUCCUCAGCGAGUGCUAGAUUGACAGAGAAAACCUGAGUUUGCCAUGUAGCUCUUCCUGCAUCCAGUAGUUCUUCCUGUCAUGUGACAGGACAGUGACAUCAUUGGAGGCAGGAACUACAGGCUACUUCAGCUUGGAUUUCUGGUCUCGGCCUGCGGUGGGGAUGGCGGCGCCGCUGAGAACUCAGCUUUCUCGGUCAAUAUAGCACGCACUGAGUAAUGUACUGCUUCAAGUUGACUACAUUUGCCAUCAACACUGACGGGACAUCCACAUAAAAAAAUGCAGAACUUUCCCUUUAACUGUACAGUUUUUACCAUUGUUUUGCAGCUUUACUAGACAUUAUAGUUAAUACAUUUAUAUGGCAUAAUAUUUUAUAUGGUAAAAUAAACGUCAAAAAGUCAGAUUCUGGUCUUAACUCAAUUUUGACUGAAUAUGUACUCACUGCUUUUUGGCUUUGUAGGGCAGUAUUGGCUAAUGUAGCUAUGUCUGUGAUCUGAUUGGUUAAAAUACAUAUUAUCCAUCACUUUUGUGUCUUUUAAAGGUGGGGUCAGCGAUUCUACGCCAACACACGUCUUUUUUUACGCGUCGCGGUCCGCUAGCUGUGCGUUCAGUGUGAGCGCUGAAAACCCUCCGGUGUUCGUACUCAGCCCCGGCUCUGCGAACGGGAAACACAAAGAGGCUCGGACCGAGCCGCACAGCACUGUUCCAGCCACGAUUUUUGCGUCAGGUGACGUUAAUCAACCUGCCCACGGACAUUCAGCUGACUUUCUAGUUUGCCAAGAUCUGCUGUUGUUGUGAUGUUAGCUACAGCAGCAGGAGAGUUGUGAGCGUCGCU
Messenger RNA from Siniperca chuatsi (mandarin fish), 3780 nucleotides. Its product is annotated as IgGFc-binding protein. NCBI's taxonomy places the organism in Eukaryota, Metazoa, Chordata, Actinopteri, Centrarchiformes, Sinipercidae. The record is from RefSeq and is a predicted model, not a curated record. The coding region runs from base 22 to 1734 and encodes 570 amino acids. The transcript has 4 exons.